AUGGACUACAAUAAGCCUCUCGACCUGCUACACGCGGCCGAGGAGACUGUUUGGGUGAAGAAGGUAAAUACGGCUCGUGUGGACGGACGUAUUUGCAGCUGGGCUUCUGCUUUCCAUCCUGAAAAGCUCGCAUGUCGGCUAGAUGGGGGAUUCCUCAACGGGUCUUACAAUGUUGGCCAAGGGAUUGUUUUUGAUGAUGGAGCAACCUGGUUUUUUCGCCUUCCUCGUGCUAGCAGCAUUUCUCCCGAAUACGCAAACGAAAAGGUGGCUAUGGAGGUCGAAGCCCUUUUUCUCAUACGUGAGAAGACAACGAUACCUGUCCCCAAAAUUCAUGCUUGGGGGUUUGCAGAAGAAAAUCAGCUUGGUUUAGGUCCUUUUAUCCUGAUGGACUUCAUCAAGGGCGUUUGCCUUAACGAUGUGUUUGGUGGGGGCGAUUCGAGGCUUCUCAAGGAAGAGAUUCCUGAGACCGACAUCGAAUACGUUUACAGACAGAUGGCAAAUUUUAUGUUGCAGCUGUUCAAGAUCGACUUCAACCAUAUUGGCAACUUACCGACGCGGAUGACAAGAUUCGCUGCCCCUAGCCGGCCGCUCACGUGGAAGGGGCAUGAGAUUCUGAGGGUAGGAGGUGUGAAUACUUUGGCCCAAUUGUUUGGAUCUGCUCCCUGGUGGCUUCUCCUUGAUCGUCCUGUCAACGACGAGUGGGACUUCGAAGAGGGAGAGGCCCCAAAGGAUACCGAUCGCUACUUCAAAUGUCUCGAGAUCUUCAUACGCGUACUUGAGGAGGAAGAGACGAGGAUGAAAGAAAGUGGCCGGAGAGAACUCACUGAGUUGGUCAGAUGGUCCAGAGACACAGGCGCUAUGUGGCUCCAUAUGCUUCUUUCCAGUGGCUUCUUUGAUUAUCUGACCUUUCCUUGUAUGCAGCUGCGGAAUCACAAGGGCGUGCAGUGGUGGGAUAAGCGUAUGGAGAACCAUGGGGAUACAGAGGAGGUCGAAAAGUUUAUCGCUGAUAAGAUGAAGGACCUGGCAACGUAUGAUGGGAUCAAGGAGAAGGUCGAGCACCACAAGGUCCUCAUGGAUGACAAGGAGAUGUCCGCAGAGGACUUCUCAUUUCAUUUUCAGCGUGUCCUCCAUUCUCGGUCCUGA
This is a messenger RNA of Penicillium bovifimosum, 1143 nucleotides long. RefSeq lists its product as uncharacterized. Bases 1 to 1143 code for a protein of 380 amino acids. The transcript is spliced from 2 exons. Lineage: Eukaryota; Fungi; Ascomycota; Eurotiomycetes; Eurotiales; Aspergillaceae. The record is from RefSeq and is a predicted model, not a curated record.